Molecule: messenger RNA, 1393 nt
Organism: Plutella xylostella (diamondback moth)
Lineage: Eukaryota; Metazoa; Arthropoda; Insecta; Lepidoptera; Plutellidae
Product: all trans-polyprenyl-diphosphate synthase PDSS2
Biological process (GO): isoprenoid biosynthetic process; ubiquinone biosynthetic process
Cellular component (GO): mitochondrion; transferase complex
Molecular function (GO): prenyltransferase activity
Source: RefSeq, a predicted model, not a curated record
ACACUCCAAUAUUCAGCGAAACCAUAGCAAUGUUUAUAAAAUCAAUAUUAUCUGCUCACCUAUAUAAAACUAUGUACAAAACAAAUCGAGUAGUGCUAAACAGCGGCCUGAAAUGCUUCAAAAACACUUGUUUCCAGUUAAGUUUUUCAGCGUACAAUGGUUUCAGAUGGUAUUCGAAGGACGGCUUGGAGUUAGGCCGCAGAGAGCAGUUGGACUGGCGAAAUGUGGUCUCCGAGGCAGAACAGAUAGUCGGCUAUCCUACCUCGUUCUUAAACCUGCGCUGGCUCUUUAAUGAUGAGAUUGCUAACACCGCUAUACAUUUGAGGAAGUUGGUAGGCACGAACCACCCGCUGCUGAAAUCCGCGAAGAAUCUCCUGAUUGGUUCGAAGAGCUCCCUCCAGUCGGUGGGACUGAUCAUCCUGCUGGUCUCCAGAGCUGCUGGAGUGGACCCUGACGAGGCCACGAGGGCGGAGUGUGACUCGGGGGUGCUGCAUGCUCAACGUGCUCUAGCCGAGAUCGUGGAGAUGAAGAGAACGGGCCACAUGGUGCACAAGACCAUGGUCAACCUCGCGGGCCAGGAGAAGCACGGGAAGAAGUACGACGACCUUCUGUACGGGAACAAGAUCGUUCUGCUGACCGGGGACUACCUCCUGGCGACCUGCUUCAAGCAGCUCGGGGACCUCCACAACCACGAGGUCGUCCAGCUCAUCUCCUCGGGGCUGCGGGACCUCACUGAGGGAGACUUCUUCGGAGAAAGAGAUGAGGAACACAACCCAUUCCCCAGCCAGCCCAAAGCAACCAACAUCAACCUCACUUACGAUUGGGAAAACGAGAAUAAUCUGGAAAAACUAGGGUCUAAUGACUUCUUAGGGCGUGGAAGACAGGAAUGGGUGUUAAGGACCAUGCUUAAUUCCGGCAGCAUUCUGGGAAAAGGUUGCCAAGCGGCAAUGAAGCUGGCGAAUAGGGGAGCUGAGGCGGAGAAGAAUGCUUAUCUGCUAGGAGGACACUUGGCAUUGAUGUGGCAGUUGUCUUUGGAUAUCAAAGACUUUUUCAUUCAUCCAUAUUCGUACUCUUUAGUUGGGGCACCUUUGACGGUUGCUUUGUGGGAGUAUCCGACUAUUUAUGGGCACAUCAUGGAGUGUAAAUUGGAGAAGAAGCCGGUACAGCACAAGCAGUUGUAUUACGCUGUGCGCGGGACGCGAGCCAUGGAGUAUAUUACACUGAUGCUGGAUGAGGAAUUGGCGGCCAUUUUGAAAUACAGUGACAAGUUUCUGGUGGAGGAUGCCAAGUGUUCACUGCAGAAGAUGGCGAUGACCAUACACGCUGAAACUCUGGAUUAUAUGGAGACGUGAUUUUGGGAUGAAAUAAAGUGAUUAUAUUCAUAAUAAAACCA